Molecule: messenger RNA, 810 nt
Organism: Pieris macdunnoughi
Lineage: Eukaryota; Metazoa; Arthropoda; Insecta; Lepidoptera; Pieridae
Source: the annotation of a GenBank genome assembly
AUGUCAACAGAAGGCAGUGGAGAGACACCUUCGAUUGUACCAAGUUUGCCGGGGGUACCAGAGCAGACUUAUCUUUUUCCAAAGGUAAAAGGACAUUCCCGAUCUAUAAGCCAUGGAGGAACUCCCAUAUUGGCUGGGAAUCCAGCGAGGCCCCCGCUCAAAUCGGCUAUGCGUGGCCAUCAGCGUGCCCUGUCCCAUGGACAGAUUGGCGAAGGAGCCCGACCUUCCUCUGGGCCUGGCCACAGCCGCACCGGUAGUAGGACUGAAUUCAUAUUGCCCCCAGGCCACAGAGAUACUGCACCUGUUAGUGCCCAACCACGCCUGUCAUCAGUUCGAGGCCAUUCCCGACAGGCGUCUCGGUCCGACUCAAUUUAUACCUUACGACGUGCAUCUGUGGUACCUCGAUGGCAACGUGCAGUAUUUUGGCUUAUGCGGAGGCAGCAACCAGCCAUUGACAACAGACAUCUUAUUGUCAUACCUAACCAUCUUAUUCCUGAUAAGACACCUCCUAAAGAUCACCCCAAUGGUCAUAGAUGCAAUAACAAAAUCAGGACAACAAAAUACACCUUACUAUCAUUUUUACCAAAAAACUUGUUUGAACAAUUCCAUCGGAUUGCAAAUGUGUAUUUUAUAUUCAUAGUGCUUCUGAACUGGGUGCCAGCUGUAAAUGCAUUUGGCAAGGAAGUAGCUAUGCUACCAGUGUUAUUUGUGCUAACAGUGACUGCUAUCAAGGACCUUUUUGAGGAUCGCAGAAGACAUAAGUCAGAUAAAAGAAUCAACAAUUCUUUUUGCAGAGUGUAUAACAAGUAA